AUGAAUUUGAAAUAUCGUAAAGACCUUGCUUUUACCGUGGCAUCUUUCUAUCUAAGGGUCGUUGGCUUUUGGUUAACCACCAGUCGCCUGGAAGAAUGGUUCAGAAUUGGCGUGAUCGGGUAUACUAUACUUGCGAUCACAUUCUCUGCAUGGGUUCAAAUAAGAGGACUUUAUUUCAAUUGGGGAGACUUUAGCGCCUGUACUUACAUCGCAUGCGAUGGUUUGGGACUCGUCAUGGAUUUCUUCAAAAUUUUCAGCCUAUUCAUAUAUCAGAAAAAGUUUCUUGGUUUAAUGACAUACAUGCAGAAAAAUUUCUGGCAUUACAACUACGAUGAAGAGGAAAACUUAAUCGUGAAAGAUACGAAGAAAAUAACCGCGUAUUUCGUCUGCAUUCUCACAUUUUCUUCUUUAUCUUCGAUUUUCAUGUAUAUGUUCAGACCAUUGUUGACAAAUAUUGGAAGAAACGAAACAGAUAGGAUACUUAUAUUUAACAUGUAUCUGGACCUGCCAUUGUCUAUUUCACCGUAUUAUGAAAUUGCAUACACGAUACAGAUCGCUGCUUUAAACCAGGCUGGUAGUUGUUACUUUUGCUUCGACAAUAUAUUUUGCAUCUUGUGCCUGAACGUAGCUUGCCAGUUUCGUAUAUUACAAUACAGAAUAGCCAAUGUGCCAAUUUUAAAAAUGAAAGAAAACCUCGACACGAGAAAAAAUUGUUCAGACGAGUGUUACAACGCGUUUAAAAAUUACAUUCAACAGCAUCAAGCUCUCCUCGAUUUCUGCGAAAUCCUCGAAGAGAUAUUCACAAUAAUCGUGAUCGGGCAAAUAUUAAUGUUCAGUAUAUUAUUCUGUUUCCUUGGAUAUCAAGUGAUCUUGGCAGAUCUCACCCCCUCUUAUCGCAUCUCCUUCAUAUGUUACCUAUUCGCCGGUAUGUGCCAGUUGUGGAUGUUCACGUACAGUUGUGAUUGCAUAACGCAAGAAAGCGCGAAAAUAGCUUCGGCCGUGUAUACCUCACCAUGGAUGAAUCUACCGAUGGAUAAGUUUGGGAAAAUGUUACGACAAGAUUUGCAAAUUGUCGUCAUGAGGGCAAGAAAAGCUUGUUGCCUGACCGCGUGCGGUUUCUUUCCCAUAUCCCUUGAGACUUACACCAAAAUCAUGAGUACCACAAUGUCAUAUUUCACUUUGCUGAAACAACGAACAGUAGACACAUAAUUCCUCCAAUUUUCAAUUACGCGAGUUUAUCAAGUGUCCUGUUAUAUAAAUCGUUUAAACAAGAAAGCAGCAAUGAUUAAACAAAAAAAAAAAACAAGAAAUGUGCAUAAUUUUAAUCAAUUCUAUACUAUGUUAUUCAAUGACAAUAACGUAUAAUGGACUGAUUUAAAACUUUCAAGUAAGUUUUUGAGUAAGUAAAUUUCAUUAAUUAACAAAUUAAAAUUUUUGUCUUGUAAUACAUUCAAAAUUAUUUUUUUAAUUUCAUUAUUUUUUAAACUAUU
Molecule: messenger RNA, 1490 nt
Organism: Apis laboriosa (Himalayan honeybee)
Lineage: Eukaryota; Metazoa; Arthropoda; Insecta; Hymenoptera; Apidae
Product: odorant receptor 13a-like
Exons: 6
Coding region: 1-1209 (402 amino acids)
Biological process (GO): sensory perception of smell; detection of chemical stimulus involved in sensory perception of smell
Cellular component (GO): plasma membrane
Molecular function (GO): odorant binding; olfactory receptor activity
Source: RefSeq, a predicted model, not a curated record